This is a messenger RNA of Penicillium pulvis, 765 nucleotides long. RefSeq lists its product as uncharacterized. The transcript has a single exon. NCBI's taxonomy places the organism in Eukaryota, Fungi, Ascomycota, Eurotiomycetes, Eurotiales, Aspergillaceae. The record is from RefSeq and is a predicted model, not a curated record. Bases 1 to 765 code for a protein of 254 amino acids.
AUGACACGCAUCUUCAUCACCGGUUCUAGCGAUGGUAUUGGCCAAGCCGCAGCCAAAAUCCUUGCUGAUCAGGGCCACUCAGUUGUCCUCCACGCACGAAACGCAGACCGCGCCGCCUCGGCCCAUAAAGCUGUACCCAAAGCUGAGGCAGUAUUAGUUGGUGAUUUGAGUUCAAUCUCCGAGACUAAGAAACUGGCAAAAGAAGCCAAGGGAAGCGGACCGUUCGACACCAUCAUACACAAUGCAGGCAUUGGUUACGGUGCCACAUCCAGUCGGGAGAUCACUGCGGACAAUAUUUCUGCCGUAUUCUCAGUCAACACGCUUGCGCCAUAUAUUCUCACUUGCUUGAUGGAUAAACCUACGUCGCGGCUACUCUAUAUGAGCUCGGAUUCCCAUUACGGUGGUGAUGAAUCUCUACGCAACGUGACGCAGUCACACUCAUAUGGAGACAGUAAAUUGCACGAUGUGAUGCUCGCCAAUGCUUUUUCCCGGCGAUGGGGCGAUAGUAUACAGGUUGUGAGCAUGCAUCCAGGCUGGGUGAGGACCAAGAUGGGAGGCUCUAUGGCUCCUGGUGGAAUGGACAAGCCGGCUGAAGCUUUGGCAAAGUGGGCUACUGGACAAGGCAAAUUGGCCAGCCUCAAGAGUGGAGCAUUCUUCACCCCAAGCGGCGAGGAGUCGACACACCCUGGGGCUGGUAAUGUGGGGAAGCAGGAGGAGCUAUUGAAGAUUUGCCAGGAGGUGUCUGGAGUUCCAGUUCCGGAGUAA